This is a messenger RNA of Schistosoma rodhaini, 5752 nucleotides long. The record is from the annotation of a GenBank genome assembly. Lineage: Eukaryota; Metazoa; Platyhelminthes; Trematoda; Strigeidida; Schistosomatidae.
AUAUAUAUAUAUAUAUAUAUCUUAUAUUAAUUAAAUUGUCAUUAUAUAGAUCUAUAAUGGAUCAAAAAUUACGGAUCAACUUCACCUAUACAAAUGUAUCGUUGUAAUCAUCUUUUUUUAUUUCCAAUUUGUUUAACCACUUUCAAUGUUCAAUAAUAUGAGAUUCUAAAUACAUCAUAAUAUUUAUCUAUAUACCUAUACAUAUUUACGUAAAAACGUACUAUACUACUUAUGCAGGAUGUAAUUUGAUCUUACCUAUAAUAAUAAUAGUAGCUAUUAUUAUUACUAAGCAUAUAAUACAAUGAAAAUGCAUAUGGAUACUAUUUGUCAAUACAAUUAAAUAUGGAAAUUAAUCAUGAAUUUAAAAAAAAAUAAAACUUAAAUAAAAUCAAAGAUCAAAAUAAAUGAAGACAAAAAUAGAAAGAAACAAUUUUGAUCACUAUAAACGCAAUCAACAAAAUUGAUCAAAAUCAAUAAAUAAGAGAGAUAGAGAAGAAGAAAAAGAAGAAAAAUGAUACCGAUUGAGGAUACUAAUAAUAAUAUUAAUAUUAGUACUAGUAUGAAUAAAAGUAAAGAAGUAUUAUUAUCAACACCAUUUGUCAACACAAUGAUUAUAAUCGGUAUAUUUUUAACUAUUUGCAGUAUUUGUACAUUUAUUGGUAAUCUCUUAGUAGUUUUAGCUAUUGGAUUAGUAAAAAAAUUACGUACACCAAGUAAUUUUUUAAUUGUUAGCUUAGCUGUAAGUGAUUUAUUAGUUGGUUUAUUAGUUCAACCAUUUGCAACAUUACGUGAAUUAUAUGGUUAUUGGCCAUUUGGUGAAGGUAUGUGUGAUUUGUUCAUUUCAUUUGAUGUAUUAAUGUGUACAGCGUCAAUUUUAAAUUUAUGCGCUAUAUCAAUUGAUCGAUAUUUAGCAAUUACUCGUCCACUACGUUAUGCAGCAAAACGUACACCAAAACGUAUGAUGAUAAUGAUAAUAUUAGUAUGGCUAUUUUCAGCAUUGAUUAGUAUACCACCAAUGUUUGGAUUUAAAGAACCCUUUGUUACUGGUUUAUGUGAAUAUAGUUCAAAUAUUAUUUAUCAAAUUUAUGCUACAUGUGGUGCAUUUUAUAUUCCAUUAAUUGUAAUGCUUAUAUUAUAUGGACGUAUACUUAUAUUAGCACGUAAUAUGGCACAUGCUGAUGCUAAACAACAACGUGUUGCGGAAUCGGUCACACAAACGAAUGCACAUAGUUCCUUCGAAAGUGAACCACCAGAACAAUUGAAAUUCGAACAUAUGCAAAAAUUAAAACAAUCUGCUGCCACCACAACGACAACCAACAUGAUAGAAAACAAAUCUGACGUAUUAUUACCGCUUAAUAAUGAACAGAAUAAUAUUGUUUAUUCAUCUAAUAACUCCAGUAAAGAGAAAUAUCCUUUACCCCCAUCAGAAUUAUGUCGACGGCGUAAACCACGUCCAUUAAGAAGACUUAGUUAUGGUGAUGAAUUCCUUAUUAAAAAAUCAGUGGAUAUUAAUGUGAAGAAUGUAAAAAAACCAACUGGUACUUCUGAAUGCUCAUCUACGAUGUCGUCUAUUGAACAGUUUGAACAACAUGUUAAAGAAUUGAAACAGUUAAGAGCGGAAUUUUUCGCUGCCCCAUAUACAAGACAUUCAAUUACUAUUAGUGUAACACAAUUAAAAAAUCGUAAUGAUCAUAAAGAGGAUGAAAAUUUCUCAUCUUUAAAUACUUAUACUUUGAAUAAUAUCCAUGAUAAUAAUGGUAGUUUACAACAACAAGAACAACCGGUGGCACUGAUACCUAAAAAUAAGCCUCUAUUAUUGACUGAUUCUAACCGAUCGAGAAAUUCAAUAUUUUCGCCACCUCUCCUAUCAGUAUCACAUUAUUUUGAUGAAUCUAGUUAUAUGAAUAGCUUAACACAAAUUUCUGAGGUUGCACCAAAUCCAUAUACUUCUAAUGAUAAUCAUAGAGAUGAUAAUAAAAAUAACCUUGAGGAAUAUGGUAGUAAUUUAAUGUUAAUAUCGCAAGAAACUACUCCAUUAAUAGUUAAUAAUACUGAUAUGCCAUUUACUACAGGUAUUAGUGAUAUAAAGAGAGAUUUUUACUAUUCAUCAUCAUGUGGUACAUCAUUAACUGGACCUAAAUCUACUACAAUGCAUCCAGCACGUCCACGACAGAGACCAUUUCAUACACCAAGAAGAUCAUUUACUACAGCCAAUGAAUAUAUACCCAUAAAUCGUCCAUUUAUAUUAGAUUUACCUAAUUAUGCAAUUGAUCGACGAUGUAGUUCACCGUCUACAUCACAUAAUUUUCCUUGGAAUCAUAUAAUUAAUCGUAACAUUAGAAAAGAUGCACAAAACUCUUUGGGUUUGUUCACAAAUACCCGGACAACUACAACCACUACAACAAUUACAAAUGAUAACGAAAAUGCUAUGAAUACUAAUGAUAAUCAUAAUAACAAUGGGAAAGUUAAUCACAUCAAUAUAUAUCAAAUGUCCUUUAGUUCUAAUCAGACAGAAAAUUUCGUCAUGGUUAAUCAACCAGGAAGUUUAGUUGGCACAAAUUGGGUGUGUCCUAAAUUGCCACCGGUGAAAAAACGUAAUUCACGUCAUCAAAAUGAAUCAAAAGCUGUUAAAACACUUGGAAUUAUUAUGGGAUGUUUUUGUCUAUGCUGGUUACCAUUUUUCAUUAUUGCACUAGUUGUUCCAAUACACAAAGUGGUCAGUGGAAAAGAUUUGGAUGUUCCAGACAUAGUUCGAAGUAUAUGUCUUUGGUUAGGCUAUUUAAAUUCAACUAUUAAUCCAGUCAUAUAUGUGAUAUUCAACCGAGAUUUUCGAUUGCCAUUUCGAGAAAUACUUUUGUGUCGAUGUCGUGGCAUGAAUGCACGUUUAAGAUCACAGAAAUAUGCUUUAGAAUACGGUAUGGCAACCUCAAAUGCAAGUCAAGGAGGAGGUGGUUACACUGUUGGAGUUGGUUUUAGUGGUCCAGGUUGCGGAUUUAGUUUUUCUGGACCAUCACUCCCAAACAAUGAGAAUAAUAAUAUUAAUAGUUCUAUGAUUGGAAUCACCAGUGUUCAUAGUCAAGGUAUGAAUUUAUGCAAUAAAGCGAAAUCUCAAAAUAAUUCACAUAAUAACACUGUGAAUACUUAUCAGUUGGAACGCUUCAAAAAUCAUACGAAUCUAGGUUUUAAACAUUCAGGUCAAAUAGACAGUCUUAAUUUGUCAACUGGUCGAUAUACUAGACAUCAAAGUGGAUCCGUUUCAUUUAAUCGAUAAAUAAUGAAAACAGAAAAUAUGACUUGGUUCGUUUUUUUUUUCUCUACACAUUUCAUCAUCACCAUUUCCAUUCAUAAUUGGAACUGUAGAAUUUCCAAACAGAAAUCCACCCACUGUUCAACGGUCCAAUUAUCGUCUUUCAUUGAAUAUCAAAGAAGUGUAAAUUCUUCAAUACAGAUAUAAAAACCUAAUAGAGAAAUGAUUAAAUGUAAAAAAAAGAGUACUUUGCACUUUCCCUUUUCAAAUUUUAUCAGAAUAGAAACAUUGAGUAUUAAAAAGAUGAUAAAUUAUCGCGUUUAUAUUCUCCUUUCUAUUUUGGAUCGUUUGUUUUUCAUGUUUAUCACCUGCAUAGAUUUAGCCCUGAUUGGUAAAAUGCAAAUUUUAAAUAUAUUUUUCCAUUCUAUUCACAUUUUUACGUAUUGUACAUUCUUUCAUCUGCUUCUUACCUUUUCAUAUUUUCUUCUAUACCUACCCGGCGUUUCACUGUCACUAUUUAUAAAAUAUUUUUUCAGAUAUGGUUAUUUUUUUGAAUGUACCAAUGUAAUCACUAUUCACCGCUUAUGAUUAUACUUCAUAAGAAAUUCCUAUACAUUUGUUUAAAUAAAUGUACCGCGCCAAUAUUUCAACAUAUUUACUUUAAAUACAGCAUAACAACCAAACGAACAAAUCAGUAAAAACAAAAAUAUCUAUGUGACUCAAUUAUUGAUUGACUGUCUCUUUUAGAUUCGCCGACUUAUUUAUUGUUAACUACUACUAAUAUGAAAGUAUAUGUACCACAUAAUUUGCAACACUUUAUAUGCAAUUACACUAAACACUGAAACAAGUGUAACAACAGUGAACAAAGACAUGGAAGGAAAUAGAUGAGGAUUGCAUGAAUAACAUAAAACGUCUGUGUAUCUACACUAAGGAAAGAUUUCCAGCUAUUGGCAUACUUAUAUAUAUAUAUAUAUAUGCAUGUUUUUUAUUGUUCACGAAUAUCAAAACAGAAAAAUGUUUCAAAGAAUGUUUUCUGACAAUAUCUUCAAGUAGACUAAUUAUUUUACUACUUUUGAAUAUUACUAUCUACUCAGUUCACUUUCCAUAUUCCUUUUGCUUGAUUUCUGUCUUUCACAGCCUGUCAGUAGAACUUCAAAAAUAAAGAAAAAAAAUAUUUUGCAUUUGACAAAAACGAUGAAUGUAUCUACUUAUAAGUAGUAAAAAUCAGAAAAAAAACAAAUUCCAUCACCAUUACUACUGUUUAUUUUACUACUAAGAUAUGCUUACUGAACAAUUUGAGCUAUAUUUUUUUUGGAAACCAAAUGAUUGCAUUAAGUUAAUGUUAUAUACACUUUAUUGACUACCAUGUUUAUUUCACUUAAUUAAUGUUCAUUAAAAGAUUGCAUUGUCUAAUCACUAUUCACUAGUGAAACGUGUUUUUUUUGUUUUGUUUUUGUUUUUUCUCACUUCUUUUUCACACAGCAACAACCAAAUCAGUAAUAAACUUUUUAAAAAAAAUUCUUUUUUUUUUGUUUUCUAAUUGCAUUUAAAUGCGCUUAUCGAUACUCAAACUUCCCUUGCAAAUCCUCUAUAACUUAUAUAGUUUGUUUCCAGAUAUAACACUAUAUAAAUUUGUAAGAUAUAUAAAUAUAUAGAGAUAUAAUACAUUGAUAUAUUGUAUAUAUAUAGUAUUCUGAAGUCUCUUGGUUUGCUCAUUAUUGCAGUAAACACAUCAUGUGAUCAUUGUAUAUUACGUGUUUACUAAUUAUGUCAUUUCUACAAGCCUGUUAUUGUUUAUUUAUUUGUUUUCUUUUCUGGACAGAAGUUUAUACGUUUAGUUCUAUUUAUUUGUGAGUAUAUUCAAUUUAUUUGAUUCUACCUUCUUUUUCUGUUCACUCUUCAUAGUUCUUUUUUUCACGUUCACCUUCUUUGAUCUUUCUCACUAUUAUUAUUAUUAUUAUUACUAUUACUAUUUUACUUUUAUGAUAUGCCCAAUAGCAUAUCAUGCAUAAAGGGUGAUUAAAAUAAUAUUUAUAAUAAAAGAAUUAACCCGAAGAGAUUUAUUCGAUAAAAUAGUUUAAUCAAUGUACGAAUCCUUUCACAACCAUUUUAUUUUCAAAGCUGUACAGCAGUAUGUAAAUAUUAUAUAUAUAAUUUAUUAAUCUGUGAAUAAUUGUUUAUUAAAAUCCGAUUAUAGUUUGCGUAAAGAAAUGAUACCAGUUCAAUAUCUAGGAAAACAACACACAACUGUCUCUUCCUAAUAUGGGACUCCUCAGCAAUAAACAUCCACAAAUCCUUAGUAAGGAUUGAAUCCACCAGGGUAUACGAGUUUUGCUGCUAGUGCCAAAGCUCUAGAUCAUUGAGAUGGCUUCCGAAGUUAACAUGUUCAACUUCAAUCAAUUCACAGCAUCACUCAACCAUAUUAUAAUUCUAUAAUUGGUGGGUAACUGCUUCAUAUUCAACACGAUCAUACUUCACUAGCCACUGCUUCAAAAUAUCUCUGAA